AUGACCAGAAACCGAACAAGCGUCUUUCAAAACUUCAAAAAAAUGGUGAAAUUGAUGAAGAAAGACCUCGAAUCUCUUACUCAAAAAGUAGAUAGGCUAGAAAAAGAGUUCGAAUCGCCGGUGGAAACUGAGAAUAGAAAAUUCAUUGAUAAUCUGACUCAAAGAGUUGAGGAUCUGGAGCACAAACAUCAAUUGCAAGUGGAAAUGAACGUCAAAGAACUCAAAAAUGUUAUCCAGAAAUUAGAGACAUUGGAGCGAGCGAAAAUCGACGAUAUGAAACUGACUCACAGUCUUGCUGAAAAAGUAGAUAAUCUUCAGGAUCGCCUUAAAUUGCAAGAAGAAAUAAGCGAUCUCAUGCAAAAAAUCAUCAUCAAACAAUUUGCAUCCUCUCCUUCUCAUGAUAUCCAGCUUCGCGUCGUACCGGCUGUUGAAGAAGAUGUUGUUUUCUACGCAAGAAAAUUGAUUGAGUCUUACCGAUGGAAAAACCCUAACCCUGUCAUAUUGGGAAUCCCCACCAAAAAAUAA
Molecule: messenger RNA, 525 nt
Organism: Oikopleura dioica
Lineage: Eukaryota; Metazoa; Chordata; Appendicularia; Copelata; Oikopleuridae
Source: the annotation of a GenBank genome assembly